Cryptosporidium ubiquitum is the source of this 1386-nucleotide messenger RNA. RefSeq lists its product as uncharacterized. Bases 1 to 1386 code for a protein of 461 amino acids. Lineage: Eukaryota; Apicomplexa; Conoidasida; Eucoccidiorida; Cryptosporidiidae. The transcript has 4 exons. The record is from RefSeq and is a predicted model, not a curated record.
AUGUGGGGAUUUAUAGAACAUUUAAGAACAAAGGCAGGAGGACUGAUUGAUUUGUCAAGUGGUAUUCUGUGUUGUGCUGCCUUCGGAGGUUUAUUACUAAUAUUUCGCAAGUAUAUUCCACAUCCGUCUGAAUUCUUUCCUUUUAGUUGGUUUUUUUUAAAAUUUGGUAUACAUAAACAUGAAAAUUUUAAUUUAUUAUUGGACAUUCUCGAAGGAGGUGAUAUUCCAGAACCAGGAAAAUAUUCAAUAAGAAUUAAGUGCGGUAGAGAAGUUGAUGAUUCAUCUAUAACUACUUGCUCUGAAGAUGUUAAUAAGAUGGCUAAUAACCUUAAAAAGUCGUUUAAGUGUUGUUGGAAAGAAAAAUGUAUUAUUUUUGUGAGGCAAAGAGAAAAUUACUUAUUCAUUGAAUUAAUCAGCCAUGGUACUUUUACAAGUUCAGUAGUUGGAGAAUGCAGAAUUAGCAUUAUGGAUAUUAUUGAUGCAAAGUUUCCAAAGAAAGUAACAUAUAGUAUUCAAAAAGAUAGAAAAGUGGCCGCAAAACUACUAUUAUCUUUUUAUAGGAUUUCUGCAAAUAUUAUAGUUGAUGAUACAAAUCCAGUUCUUUUUCAAGCAAUGAUUAAUUUACAAACGGAUGCGGACAUUUCGGGUAAUAAAUCAAUUUAUGCAGAUUUUGAUAAAAUGUCAGAAAAGGAACAAUUGGUAUUUUUUUCUAAAGCAUUGCAGGGAAAUUUAUAUUAUUUGGAAAAUGGGAACAAAGAUAAAUUGAGAAUGUUUUAUUUCAGAGCAGUGGAGGUUACUUUUAAUAGAUGGGAAUGGUGUUAUUGGGCAAGUGAAGGAGAUUAUCUAAAAGGAAGUAGCAGAUUAGGAGGAUAUCCAUUUCUUGCUAUGAGCGUGGUAAUUCCAGAUAAAACUGAUAGAGAUCAAAUAUAUAUUAAGUACCAUGAUCUAUAUGGAAUUCACGAUCUUUUCUUUAAAACAAUAGAAAUUGAUAGGGAUGUAUGGUCUGAAGCAAUCUAUGAAUUUAUUGAGAGACUCAGAUCAUAUCUUGACCAUAUAAAAGACGGCGCAAUAAAUAUUGAACAAUCAAAUAUUAAUUUUGAAAACGCUAAUCCUUCAAAUUCACAACCAGAACAGACAUUCGUUGUAGAAGUUACUUCUAGCAGUGAGCAUUCACCAAGCUGCACUCAAGGUGAUGCAAUCAACGACGAAGGUGACAAAAAGGAAACGAAGAAGAAUGAAUCUAUAAAGAGGAACGCGAAAACAGUCAAAAUGUACAUAAGAAACGACGCCGAAGAGGAGAUCAAGCGCAAAAAUUCGCCAAGCUCAAUAAAAAGAAUGAAAAUGGAAGUAAAUCCACUAAUAUAUGAAAAAGAACCACUAAUCUAA